GCGGACUGUCUAAGAAAUGAAGUGAAUUACUUAGAAGCACUCGCAUGUGGUUGCAGUGGGUAAAUACACUCACAGUGUGCGUCGGGGGGAGCAGAGAGUGCGCCAGUCCCAACUAAACCUUCCUGAAAACGCGCAUUUGAAUGCAACUUGUUGACGCCUCUCUAAUCCGUGCAGGAGCACCGUGAAUCGCAUCAGCACCGGGAAGCCCCCGUGUCUCUACCCCGGAGGCUUAAUUGUUGCUGGAGUCAAACCAUCACCGAGCUGCGUCCUGGUGCAUCACCCAGAGAUCCGCCGGUACAACACUUUCUCUCUUUUUUUUUUUUUUUUUUUUUUUUUUUAAUUUUAUUUUUUUGGUUUCCACUUUUCACUCAUUCGGUGAUUAAACUCUGGAAAAAGUGGCUUUUUUGCAGCGACAUCACAAUAUACAGUAAUGUUCUCGAGUCGCUCAAGUUUGCCGGGCGAUUGAGAAUACGAGUUUUGGACGCUGUUUGCGAUCAUUUACAUUCGUAUACCGACACGGACGCUCUUCCUUUUAGAUGAUAUGUGAAGCAGUAUCAGCUUUUAUAACAGUAACAUCUACAGAAGCUGGUACGCGCUCAAUGUAACCAGUCUGCAUCCUGUUUGUUCGUACUGGACGUGCGUAAAUGAAGGACGCCGCUCCCGGGACUCCUUGGUUUCUUUUCUGCUUUGCUUUUAUCAAAAACAAGGAGGAAAGAGCUUCACAAAACGAGGAAAAAGGCAUGGAUGAAAAUGCCUCAGAGGAAGCCGGAUGAAAGUCUCAGUAAACCUUCUAAUCUGUACGAACAGCACAAGUAAAAGUUUAUCUGACAGGCAAUGCAGUAAAGAAGAAGCAGUUAAUGCACAAGCGUUUAACACUGGGAACCUGAAAUAAUAAAGACUCUGCUGAUCAUGGCAUUUCAGCAAACUUGUACAUAACUGCCAAAAAGCCCCACGGAUAUCGAAUAAUUAUCUAUGGGCUGACUUUCUAACUAGAAUUGUUCCUCGGCCGGUUUUGAUGUCAGUCAUGUCACUGUAGUGUUUUGGCUUCCCAGCAUCAUCAGAGACACCAGGCACAGCCAAGUUUCAGUCCGAACCUCAAAUCAGGAGGCCUCAUGUGGACUUGAGAAAAGAUAAGAAAGAGACAACAAGCAAACCUUUGUAUCUGUCGUCGUCAUCUUCCUACAUGCAGCUCCCCGCUUAGCUUUAUUGAAAAGGAGGAGCCCAUUAAAGCAUUUGAUAGAUAGGAAAGCUUGGUCUGAAGGUGUGGUUGCCGGCUGGCUGCUGGUGGGAGAUGAGAUAACAGCGCUGGGAAGAGAGAAAAGACGUGUCUGUCUGAUGGGAGCUGAAUACAAAUUAGGAUCUGGCUCUCUUGCAGCUACACCAGUGGAGCAAAUCAAUACUCGAGAAGUGAAAUGGACAAAUUAGCCAGUGGUUGAAGACAAUUCAUCAUCAGGAUCGUUAAUUGUAACGUGAAAUGAUAGAAUUAGACAUUUGCUAAAGGUUGGUAUGAAAUUGUUUUGCCAUUAAACGAAUGGAAAAUAAAGGACAACUUUUAGUGAAGGGAGGAUAAAAGACGAAGUUUUGCAUUUUUUUGCAGCCGAAACCAACAGUGCCAAACCACAAUACCGCCUCCUUCGGUGCCAUGCUGGACCUUUUUAGAUUACAGUGAUGAGGCUAAACUUUAUACAAGAGACGGUUUAAAGGCGUAGAGGCAAGAUGGAGUUGGAUAACAGCUCUUUGGACUACUUCACCAGUAACUUCACAGAGAUUCCUGACACCACUACAGUUCCACCAUGGAGCGAGGCCACGCUGCUCGGCCUCCAGGUCUCCCUGUCUGCGCUGCUGGCCGUCGUCACUCUGGCUACGGUGCUUUCAAAUGCCUUCGUUAUCGCCACCAUCUUCCUCACCAGGAAGCUUCACACACCUGCCAACUUCCUGAUCGGCUCUCUGGCCGUCACAGACCUGCUGGUGUCGAUUUUAGUCAUGCCAAUCAGCAUCGUCUACACUGUCAGCAAGACGUGGUCGCUGGGGCAGAUUGUUUGUGACAUCUGGCUGUCAUCUGACAUCACGUUCUGCACGGCCUCCAUCCUACACCUGUGUGUGAUUGCGCUGGACCGCUACUGGGCCAUCACAGAUGCUCUGGAGUACUCCAAACGCCGCACCAUGCGCCGGGCAGCGAUCAUGGUCGGGGUAGUGUGGGUGAUUUCUAUAUCGAUUUCCAUGCCUCCACUUUUCUGGCGGCAGGCCAAAGCCCACGAGGAGCUGACAGAGUGCAUGGUGAAUACAGAUCAGAUCUCUUACACCCUGUACUCCACCUUUGGCGCCUUCUAUGUUCCCACAGUGCUUCUCAUCAUCCUCUACGGACGGAUUUACGUCGCGGCCCGCUCUCGCAUUUUCAAGACGCCGUCAUCGUCUGGGAAGCGUUUCACCACGGCACAGCUCAUCCAGACCUCGGCAGGCUCCUCUCUCUGUUCUCUUAAUUCUGCCUCCCACCAGGAAGCGCACCUACACUCUGGAGGCGGCGGAGGAGGAGGAGGAGGAGGAGGAUCGCCGCUGUUCAUGAAUAGUGUGAAAGUGAAGCUUGCAGACAGCGUGCUGGAGAGGAAACGUCUGUGUGCAGCGCGGGAGAGGAAAGCAACCAAGACUCUGGGCAUCAUCCUGGGCGCGUUCAUUGUCUGUUGGCUGCCGUUCUUUGUUGGCACUCUCGUCAUGGCCAUAUGUAAAGAUUGCUGGUUUGAUCCGGUGCUGUUUGAUAUCUUUACCUGGCUGGGAUACCUGAACUCACUUAUCAAUCCCGUCAUCUACACCGCAUUCAACGAUGAGUUCAAGCAGGCUUUCCAAAAACUCAUCAAAUUCAGACGGGGCUCCUGAAAAACCCAGAGUGGAUUAAAACUUGCAUUUCCAGGAAGAAAACGAAGAUAAUAUGUCAUAAUGAUAGUGGAACUGCACACUUAAAUGUCCCAUCUUGUAAGCACAUGCUAAAUGUAUAUCUUUUUUUUUUUUACAUCAAUCAGCUGCGUGCCAUAGAACUUUAGAUACAGUAUAUCUAUCAUAUAGACUUAUGCAUGCUUCUUUAAAAAGAGAAACUCUCAAGAACUGUGGGACCCAUCUUAAGAAAAAUGAAGGGAGUUUUAAGGCUCUUUCAGAUCACAGGGACAUUGCUGUUAUUUGUUGGACAAAAGCAAAAAUUCUAAACAAGCAAGGACUUAGGGUGACUUUGUGGAAAGAGCAAAACUCUGAGCGACUGGAUUUAAUCCGGCUCAAAUGAAAAGCCAUGAAAUAUAUGUUGUCUAAAUCUGUCAUGCUUUAUGCUGCUGCUCCCAUCUGAUGUUUUCGUGGUACAGUAAAGUGCUUAGAAAGAC
This is a messenger RNA of Amphiprion ocellaris (clown anemonefish), 3362 nucleotides long. It is a transcript of the gene htr1d, whose product is annotated as 5-hydroxytryptamine (serotonin) receptor 1D, G protein-coupled. Bases 1717 to 2871 code for a protein of 384 amino acids. The record is from RefSeq and is a predicted model, not a curated record. The transcript is spliced from 2 exons. Gene Ontology annotation, biological process: smooth muscle contraction; G protein-coupled receptor signaling pathway, coupled to cyclic nucleotide second messenger; regulation of locomotion. Gene Ontology annotation, cellular component: plasma membrane; dendrite. NCBI's taxonomy places the organism in Eukaryota, Metazoa, Chordata, Actinopteri, Pomacentridae. Gene Ontology annotation, molecular function: G protein-coupled serotonin receptor activity; neurotransmitter receptor activity.